AAAAAACUCCAUAUGAUGGUCUGGGACUCGCGUGCGGGGCGCGCCCUUGCCAUGCUCCGGCCCACUUCGUUGAUCUCCCUCAACGUCGAGGGCGUCCUGAAGGCCGACGAUAUCCGUACCUUCUCCGCGUACAUGCGCCGGUACUGCGGUAUCGAACUGCUGGAGACCUUCGCGGUCCGCUCUACACUUGAUCUCAUGCACGGAGGGAGACUGAUCAGCGUCAGACCGCUCGUCCUCGACGAUAUCCAGAUGCUCCUCUCCUUCACGAACCUGGCAGACGUGCACAUCCAGUUCUGCGACGUCCGGCUGAGGGACGCCGAUAUUGACUGCAUCGCGCGGGCGUGGCCUCGGCUGCGCCGAAUGUGUCUGUACCCCUCUCGAAUGAACUUGGCUGAACGACCCGUCUGCACGCUCAACAGCCUACUCUCCUUCGCGGAGCACUGCCCGCACCUCGAAGAACUCCAGGUUCUUGUUGAUGCAACUGCCAUCGUCGUCCCCGACAAAGCCAGCAUCCCGUUCCCUCGUGCGCACGAUGCCCUGCGCGCGCUGAACGUGAUGCACUCGCCCAUAGCAUCCGGCAAGCAGGUCGCAUCCUUUCUCACCCGCUUCUUCCCCUUUUUAGACCCUGAGAGACUUCUAAGCUAUAGCGGGAAUGAGAGGAUGGAAGCGCGUUGGACCUCGGUGAGGCUGAUGAUACCGGUCUUGUUGGACGCUCGCAUCGUUGGGAUACAUGGCGGCUGCAAGGCCUAGAAUAUGGGUCGUCGUAUUGCUGGGUACUAUAUAUCGUCACUUGCAUCCAAGUUGGUACCAAAUAGUUGCCUUUUAUCUCUGACUUGAUCUACCGCAUAUGUCCUUGACUCUUCUAAAUUGCUUGAUACCGAUACACGUACACGUACGUUUUCGCCCGGCUAGCCCUAGUAGUUUGUACGUUCGCUUGAUUUGGACGCUUCCAUCGCCUAUAUCAAUCAAUGUAUUCACAGCA
Molecule: messenger RNA, 982 nt
Organism: Schizophyllum commune H4-8
Lineage: Eukaryota; Fungi; Basidiomycota; Agaricomycetes; Agaricales; Schizophyllaceae
Exons: 1
Coding region: 13-750 (245 amino acids)
Source: RefSeq, a predicted model, not a curated record